ACAAACAAACAUCAAAAUAGUUCAAGCUAAACAGCAUGUUUGCUAAUUUUUUGCCACUUUGACCAAAAUAACGACAACAACCAAAUUAGCCAACAUCAAUUUAUUGAUUAAAGAUUGCAAGAUGCCACAAAAUCAACAGCGUUCACCGACCGAUGAACAACAAGAAAAAUUACUUGACGAAUCAUUGAGCAUCGUUAAAGUACAAUCAUUUCAUAUGAAAUGCUGUUUAGAUAAAGGUAAAUUAAUGGAAGCGUUGAAACAUGCAUCAAAUAUGCUAUCAGAAUUACGUACAUCGGCUUUAAGCCCACGGUCAUAUUAUGAAUUAUUUAUGGCCGUCACUGAUCAAUUACGACAUCUGGAAAUGUAUCUUGUUGAUGAGUUUCAGCGCGAUCAUAAAGUUUAUGAGCUUUAUGAAUUGGUACAAUAUGCUGGAUCAAUUAUACCACGUUUAUAUUUACUCAUAUCGGUUGGUCUUGUUUAUAUGAAAACAUCACCACAUUGUCGCCGUGAAAUACUUAAAGAUCUGGUUGAAAUGUGUCGAGGUGUACAACAUCCUCUUCGUGGUUUGUUUUUGCGCAAUUUUCUUUUGAUGACAUGUCGUCAUGUUUUACCUGACCAACCAGCUGAAAAUUUAGGAAAUUAUGAAGAUAGUAGAAAAGCUAUGCUAAUGAAUCAUGAUAAGAAUCAUGAAGGACCACAACAACAAACGCAAUUUGUUAGUUCAACAUUGACUAAUGCAAUCACACAGCAGCAAAAUGUUGAUAAUAAAGUUGCCGAUACGGCCACUGUAAUGGAUUCAAUUGAUUUUGUCCUGACUAAUUUCGCUGAAAUGAAUAAACUUUGGGUUCGUAUGCAGCAUUUGGGUCAUACUCGAGAGCGUGAUCGUCGAGAAAAAGAACGACUUGAACUUCGGCUAUUGGUUGGUACGAAUUUGGUUCGUCUAUCACAACUGGAAUCUGUCAAUGUCGAAAUGUAUUCUCGUGUAGUGUUGCCGGGUAUUCUUGAGCAGGUGGUUUCUUGCAAGGAUGCUAUUGCUCAAGAAUACCUGAUGGAGUCGUUGAUUCAAGUUUUUCCCGAUGAAUUUCAUUUAUCGACAUUGAAUCCUUUUUUGAAUUCAUGUGCACAAUUGGCUCCUGAUGUAAAAGUCAAAAACAUCAUUAUUGCAUUGAUCGAUCGAUUAGCCCAAUCUCACGAUGUUCCAUUGCCCGAAGAUUUGUUUGACACAUUUAGCAGACAAAUUAGUAAUAUAAUCGCCAAUCGACCCACUAUUGCCAUUGAAGAUAUAAUUAGCAUGUAUAGCUCGUUGAUUAAUUUUUCUUUGAAGAAAAUUACCGACCCGGUCAAACGUGAAGAGGCGAUCAAUUCUGUCCUUGGAUCGACACUGAAAGCCAUCCAAGAUAUGAAUGUUGUGACCAUAAACAUGAGAUCAAAUCUUGGCAAAGAAAUGUGUAGAUUUUUGAAGAUGCCAUUUAAUCUGGGCAAUUCUAAUUCAACAUAUCUUUCAAACGAUACCGAUGGUUCAACAAAAAACAAAGAUGAAUACGGGCUUAUAAAAAUGAGCCUUAAGUUAACCAACUAUAAAAACCUGGUCAAAGAAACCACGGAUAUUGAAUUGCAUAAACAGAUCAUUUUGACACUUAUCAAUGCUACACUAGAAAAUUACAGUGAAGAUUAUCUAAGACCCGAGGAUCGUUUAACGCCAUCAGAAAUACAAACUUUUUUAACCGAGCUAUGUGGACCGUUGGUAAAUGGAACUAAUCAAGUGAUUGUGAUCAAUAAUUCUAAAUCGUCGCCUCAAAAACAACCACAACCGAAUGUUCCAGUCGAUGAUCAGGAUGAAGAAUUCAUUGAUGAGCAAUUGCUGUUGUCAAGGUUUAUACAUUUUCUUUUGUUGCCUCAAUGUAUUGAUGCUGGGGAAACAUCCAUACAAAAUGGCCGAACAUCAGGUGGUGAUGAGAAUGGUGGGGAAUGCUUGAAUGAUAUCGACGAUUCACGGUCGUCAUCAUCACAACUACUCGAUACAACUCAUCUGACAUUGGUUUCAAUCAAAAAAAUUCUUGCCACUGGUGGCCCUUGCCGUAUUCGAUACACAUACCCAUCAUUAGUUUUCGAAGCUCUUCAACUAUCAUUGAGAUACAAGAAAAUAAAAGAUACAGAUGAUAAAUGGAUGAAAAAAUGUCAAAGAAUCUAUCAAUUUGUCAAUCAGCUUAUUGUAAUAUUGUUGAAGGAAGGAAAUUGUCCGGAACUAUGCCUUCGUCUAUCUCUUGAAGCAGCAUUAAAUGCUGCUAAAUCAGAAAUUAGUGAUUUCGAAUCGAUUAGCUAUGAUUUUAUUAGCCAAGCAUUUUCCAUAUAUGAAGAGGAGAUAUCAGAUUCUAAAGAGCAGACCUUAUGUUUGCUAUUGAUCAUUGCAUCCGUUAAGAAUAUUAAGUUCAAGAAUAUUGAAAAUUUCACCCCUCUUCGAAAUCAAUGUGGCCUUAAUUGCGGUAAACUAGUUAAAAGAAGUGAUCAAUGUCGGGCAUUAUUAACAGCCAGCAUUUUAUUUGUCACCAAUGAAGAAACAAUUGAGCCAGAAAUAUUAAAAUGUUUCCGCAAAUGUUUGAAAAUAGCCAACAGCGUUUUGGAUAUUGCCCUACAAUUAGAAUUAUACACUGAUAUCCUGUCACAUCUUACUCUUUAUGUUCGAUAUGAAAAUGAAGACAUCAACGAAAUUAUACGUUCGUUGAUCAUGAAAAUUAAUGAAAAAAAUAACGACACUCCACUGACCGAAUUAGCAAACAAACAAUUUCAAAAUUCGCUUGCUUUCUUUCGAAAGUCCUCCAUAAAUUUAGAGGCUGAAUGAAUACAGAAUUCCAUUCCCUUUUUGUCAAUGAUUACAAUCAAUUCUCAUUGUUUUUAUAAAGACGCUACUCCUUUUUCGUCUCAAUCAAUCGAUUUUGCAAUCAUUGAAAAUUAUUAUUUAGUUUUCAUUUUUUAUUUUAAUCUUUUUCAAAUUGAAUUUUCUAUCCAACAAAUUCAUAGCCGUCGAAUGUUGCAAGAUUAUCCUAUGAAAUUGUC
Molecule: messenger RNA, 3054 nt
Organism: Dermatophagoides pteronyssinus (European house dust mite)
Lineage: Eukaryota; Metazoa; Arthropoda; Arachnida; Sarcoptiformes; Pyroglyphidae
Gene: Vps35
Product: Vacuolar protein sorting 35
Biological process (GO): intracellular protein transport; retrograde transport, endosome to Golgi
Cellular component (GO): retromer complex; late endosome; retromer, cargo-selective complex
Source: RefSeq, a predicted model, not a curated record